Messenger RNA from Polistes dominula (European paper wasp), 1539 nucleotides. RefSeq lists its product as uncharacterized. The record is from RefSeq and is a predicted model, not a curated record. Gene Ontology annotation, molecular function: protein binding. Gene Ontology annotation, cellular component: cytoplasm. NCBI's taxonomy places the organism in Eukaryota, Metazoa, Arthropoda, Insecta, Hymenoptera, Vespidae.
UUUGGAAAAUAAAUUACAUGCGAAUAAAAUAUAAAAAUUAAAUUUAUUGUUCAAACUUGUUACGAUUAUGUUUUACAACGUUGGUAUUCCUAAUAUAUUUUUGAUGGUACACUUUGACACGUUGAUGAUGUUUCAGUUGGACACAGAUGGUUUGAAAAGUGAAUGAUUAUAACCAGCCGAUAUAAAAUUAUCCUAAAGCAAAUGAACGAAUUUUGAAAAUAAUACAAAUUAAUUUCCGACAAUUAACAAGCAAUUAAAUAUAAAUAUUUUCACAAUGAAGCUGAAAAAUGUAGGAAAUAGAUUAAAAGAUGACACUUUAGAUUUAAGUUUGUGUGACCUGGAAGAAGUGCCUGUGGAAGAAAUUGCAAAUAUUAGGAAAGUGACUUAUUUAGACUUGUCUAAUAAUGUCUUAGUUGCAUUGCCUAAUAAUUUUAUCAUACUUAAACAAAUAUUGAAGUUAGACCUAAGUAAAAAUAUGUUAACCGAAAUUCCGGAAAAUUUUGGUGAAAUGACUCAAUUAAAAUAUUUAGAUCUAUAUGCUAAUCAGAUAAGCCGUUUACCAUUGAGCCUCAGUGAAUUGAAGAAUCUAAGGUGGUUGGAUUUAAAGGAAAAUCCAUUAACCCCAGCUGUUGCAAGCAUUGCUGGUCCAUGCAGUAAUGCUGAAGAAUGUAAAAAUUGUGCUCGUAAUGUUGUGGAAUAUUUAAGUAAUGUUAAACGUUCUGUAGAAGAGGAGAGAUUGCGAAGACUUAAUGCUAAGUCAAAAAAUGCUGAUGCCAGUAAGGAUAAUGGUACUUCAAAAAAAGAAUCCAAAAAGAAAAAAAAGAAAAAAAACGCAGACAAGGAAGUUGAAAAGAAUUUGAAUAAAAAUAAAUCUGAAAUGGAAUGUGAAGUAUCUCAAAAUCUAGAGGAUAAGACAGAUAAUUUAAAAGAAAUAAUAAACGAAGAAAAUAAAAAGAAUUACGCUUCUGCGGCAUUAUGUAGGAUACUUACUUCGCUAUUUCUAUGGAUUGUCAUAUUCGGUAUUGUCUUGGGUGCUUUGACAAUAAUUCUUCCCCUAUAUAAUAAAGAAUUAUCAUAUAAAAUAGUGGAUUAUAUAGAAAAGCAUACAGGUAUAUUUCUGAAAACUUAUCAAAGGUAUGGCACGGAAUUAUUACAAAAUAAGAGUCAGAUUCUAAUGAAAUGGAUGAAUCAUGCUUACAAAACUAUUAAUGAUAUUUACAAUAGUUACAAUUUAACAAAUAUUAUAUAAUAUCAUAUCUCUAUUAAUAAUACAUUGUAGUCUUUGUUUGUAAUAUCGUUAACCUGCACAUCAGAUACAUCUCACUAUCAAGAUAUAUUUUCCUAUGAAUUAUAUUUUCACGAAGAUUUAUUUGAAUUCAUGAUUCAUGAUCGUUUAUCUUAGAUUGGUACAUUAAAUUGUUAAUAUAUUUUUGAUACAUUAUUACUUUCAAACUGUUGCGAUGAUUUAUUUCACAAUAUAAUGGGAUAUUCAGUAAUAUUGUAAUUUAUUUUUUUGUUUUGUUCAUAUUAUAUCGAAUU